AUGACAUCGAGAAAUAAAAAGACGACACGACGACAGCGCGAGGAUCGCCCACGCUCCCUCAUCGAUGACGGUGUCGACGCUGUAUGCAGAAAAGAGGAAGUUGCAGGGACCACGCAUCGCAGUCAGGUCAUAGGAGACUUGACUUCUCCAGCCCCCCUCCGUUCAGCCACACAGGCCCAGGGUCAAGGUAGGUGCGAUGUUAGUGAUUUCCGUGUGACUUCUCCACUUGACGUGAAUUCCGCGCCGGUGAUACAGUCAUUCAGCCCGGCACCAGCUCUCGGUGCAAGAAAGGGAGCCUUCCUCGACUGUCCUGCCGUCUCCUCCAACCAAGAGUCUCAACAAGUACUUGGUCGUGUCGCCGAUCCGAGGAUCGACAACCUAGAUUCGAAUCAGAAUCCCCAGGUCGGCCUCCCAGGCGAGGAUGCCGACGCGGUGCGACGUGCCGCGAUCGCAAGCACGCGUUCUACACGCGAUGCGAUCGUGGGCGCGCACCCCCAAGCGACCGACAGUGUUGGUCAGAGAUACCAAAACAUCACCGUGGAGCUAAAGUGCGAUGAAGCACAUACACGGUUCGACAGGAAGUGUAUAGUACGCGGGGAUGUCGUGGUGGUAUCGAAAUUAAACGAUAAUAUAGGAGGUAGACGUCAUGGCGCCCAACGUGGGGCCUUCCAUGAAGGUAGUAAUGGAAGACCUGCUUAUUCAAACAAUAAUAGUGUUAUAACCAGAGUAAAUCGGCUGAAUGCUGUACACCCCGUGAAUGUGAAUCAUAACAAUAUUUUACAUGACAAUGACUCGAUUUAUAUUGAUGAUAUGAUUGGAAUUGAUAUUUGUAAUGGUAAUGUUUGUGAUUUAGGGGGUUCAGUGUAUGGUGGGGGUGAUAAUAAUUUAUUAAGGGACCGAUAUUCUGCGCAAGGUGACCGCCUGAGCAUCCAUAGUGGACACAGCAGUGUCGCACAGAGUUUGCAGGAUCAGGUAGGGGACUUGCAAAGUCUAACGGCGGGGAUAGCUCGACUUUUAAUCAAUCAAAACGCGACUCAGUCCCCUCCCCCGAGGUUACCGCGAUUUAGUGGACGUGAUUGGCAAGAUCCAGAGGUUUUCUUCGGAAAACUGGAUCGUUAUUUCCGUCGAUAUGAUAUUCCCAGCGAGGAAUGGGCGGAAAUAGCGUUAGAACAACUGGAAGGCAAAGCGGAAAAAUUGUUUGCUCAUUGGAAACACUUGAACAUUCGGUACGACGAUGUCCGUGCGCGAAUUUUAAAAGAAUUCGACUCACCGGAAAAGCAUUGUGCCUUGAGGCCAAAUUGUUUGGUGAAACGCAAAAAUCCGAGCCAACUGAGAUUUUUAUUGCUGCCAAAGAGGGAUUGUUCGAACGAAUUGCUCCGACCACGUCUCCACGUGAACGCGUCGUACAAGUGA
This is a messenger RNA of Acanthoscelides obtectus, 1413 nucleotides long. NCBI's taxonomy places the organism in Eukaryota, Metazoa, Arthropoda, Insecta, Coleoptera, Chrysomelidae. The record is from the annotation of a GenBank genome assembly.